AUGGCCCAGUGUCUGGAAUGCCCAGAUGGUGUCUAUUGUGAGAUUGGUUCUGUUAAUUACACACACUGUCCAGUGGGACAUUACUGCCCACAGAAUACAAAGUUUGCCACUCAGUUCCCUUGCCCACGGGGGACCUACAGCGAGAUCCUGAGCAUCAAGAGUGUCUCUGAAUGCCAGCCAUGUCCUCCAGGAAAGGUCUGUUCCAAGCCUGGUUUGAUGAGCCCUGAUGGCAUCUGCACAGCCGGAUGGUACUGCCCACGAUCUGCAGCCCAAGCUUCGGGUUUAAUUCGAAUGUGCCAAGCUGGGACUUUUUGUCCAGAGGGCUCUUACGUUCCAGUCCCUUGCACUCCAGGUUUCUACUGUGCUUCUUCAGAACUGGCAGCUCCAUCAGGGCCUUGUGAUGGAGGUUUCUACUGCACUGGGGGUUCCACCAUCCCCAACCCAACCGAUGGAGCAGUCGGAGAUAUUUGUCCUCGAGGCCAUGUCUGUCCCCAGGGAAGUUCUUCACCAUCUCCUUGUCCUGUAGGCUCCUUUUUUGCUCACCGCGGUGGCAGGUCAAUGCAGGACUGCCGGCCAUGUGUGGCUGGCUGGUUCUGUUCCCGCCAAGGUCAAAGUUCUCCAGAAGGUUCAUGCAAAGAAGGCUGGUUUUGCCCAGAGGGAUCCGUGUCCGACCAGAAUCCAGACCACCUGUGUCCUCCUGGUCAUUUUUGUCCUGCGGGUAGCCCGGAGCCCAAGCCAUGUCCUGCUGGAAAAUACCAGGAUGAAGUUGGCCGAAGCAUAUGCAAAGUCUGUCCGGCAGGAAGGUUCUGUGGCCCUGACUUCCUGCCACUGGAUUCCCUGGAGAACUCUUCACACGGAGCGAUCAUGCCUUUCGAAUGCCCACCUGGAUACUACUGCCUCUCCGGAACAAAAGCUGCCAAGCAGUACCCGUGCCCUGAGGGCACCUUCAGUAACCAGACAGGCUUGAGCAGCUCCAGAGAAUGCAGGCCAUGUCCUAGAGGCGAAUACUGUGCAAAUCCAGGGCUUGUCACCCCAAGUGGCCCGUGCUCGCCUGGCUAUUUCUGUACCCUAAGGGCCCGGGUCCCCAACCCAGUAGAUGAUGACUCUGGAGCCUUGUGUCCGGCUGGGCACUUCUGCCCCGUGGGUAGCAGCAGCCCCACACCAUGCCCAAGUGGAAUGCUUCAACCUCAGACUGGGAUGUUGUCUUUCAAUGCUUGCUUGCCAUGCCCUGGAGGGAGCUUCUGCCAAGGCGAAGGACUGGCUAGUGUUUCUGGGCUUUGCCAUGCUGGAUACUACUGCGACCUGCUGUCUACACGCCCAGACCAGGACCUGUGCCCGCCCGGAUUCUACUGCCCCAAAGGCACAGGGUCCCCUGACUGGGGAAGACAGCUCCAGAAGCUAUUUGCUCCUCUGGUUACUAUUGCCCUCCAGGACAGACCUCAGCCAUGCCGGCUGCCCAUCGGUGCCCACGUGUUGCUAUCCAAGCUCCCAAACCAUGCCCUCCUGGGCAUUUUUGUCCCCCUGGCACUGCAUUUGGAUAUGAACACCCAUGCCCCAGUGGCACAUAUGGACCCAAGGCUGGUGCUGCUGAGGAAUCUGACUGUGAGCCCUGCCUGGCAGCGCUUGCAGAUGGGGUUGUGGGUGGUGCCAGGGCUCCCAAGCAAGCAGAUGGGAUUCAGGGGAGGCACGUGGGUGGACACUGCCAGUUUCCUCUUGACCGGAAACGAUAUCUGUCCUCCUGGGCAUUACUGCCCAAAUGGGACUGGGUAUCCCAUUCCUUGCCCACCUGGCUCCUUCUCUACCUCUCUGGGCCUGAAGUCUGAGCGGGAGUGCCAACCUUGCCCAGCAGGGCUCUACUGCAGCCAGUCAGGGAUGUCUGAUUUCUCACAGAUGGAACCGUGUAAUGAAGGUUCUGCCCAGUUGGGAGGUACUGCCGUGGAAAUGCUAACUGGGAACCUGACGGUCUUUGCUCCGCUGGAUAUUAUUGUGAGGGUGGAGCCACUGACGCAGUCCCACGAAGCACCUCUGAGUUUCCCCUCAAUGGGCCCUGCCCCUCAGGGCACUACUGUCCAGAGGGCACUUUGGUUCCUGUUGCCUGCCCAGGGCACUACUGUCAUCCCGGAGCGGCCCACCCAACUCCCUGCCCUAUUGGGGAGUACCAGUCAAGUCGGGGUUCAGACCACUGCCUCCUGUGCCCUGCAGGAUUCUACUGCCAAGGAGGACUUUCUGGAGACCCCAGACACUGUCCGCCCUACACAUACUGCCCUGCAGGUACACAGAUAUGUAAAUGCAAGUUCUUUAGUUCCUCAACCGUGUCCUGAUGGCACUUUCGCCUCUAGGUGUACAAGAGAAGAUCCAGUGUCUUACCCAUGUCCUUAUGGCCACCACUGCUACAACGUGAAUCAUACCGGCACUGGGGGACCCCGUGCUCUCCCUCUGUGCCCCAAGCAGGCUUUCCGAACAGAAGAAGAUGCUGAGAUCCAGUCCGAUUGCCAGCACUGUCCACCAGGCUACCUGUGCCCUGAAACAGGCUCAGUCAAUCCCUUGCCUUGCCGGCCUGGCUCUUACUGCGGACCCAAUACAGGGGUUCCUCCACUAUGUCCUGGAGGCUAUUUCUGUCCUGAGGGGUCAUCCACAUACAACACACCGACGCAGUUAUGUGCCUACCCCUUCUACUGCCCCCUUGGCAGUGCUCACCCACUUCUGUGCCCAGGAGGAUACACUGCCUUGAACACAACGGGUCUCAGAGACUCCUUUGAGAAGACCUGCAAAGCCUGCGAGGUGGGCACGUUUGGUGUCAGUGCCAACGACAGCCCUUCCUGCUCGCCCUGUCCCCCUGGAUUUAGCUGUCCAAAAGGCAGUGCCAGCUACCUUCAGCAGCCCUGCCCCAGAGGCUAUUACUGUCCUGCCAUGGUCCCUGCCCCAGUGCCGUGUCCUCCAGGCACUUACGGGAACACCAGCCUUGCGAAGCAGCUUGAAGAAUGCCAUCCCUGCCCAGCUGGCUCCUUCAACCAUCUCCCUGCUCAGACGGGAUGUUUUCCUUGUGGGAGCUCCUCCACAUCCAAAGCAGGUGAAACCCGUUGUACCUGCCUUGGUCAGAAUCGGGCUUUUCAGGAAUCCGAUGGCUCUUGCAUCUGCCAAGUGGGGUACAUUUACUAUGACGAACGAGGAAAGGAAGCAUCGGAUAGCAACAGCGACCAAGACUGUGAACCCCAGGUGGAGGACCGCUGUGCUCCUGGAGAGAUCCGCUUGGCAUCAACCCGCAAAUGUGUGUUCCCCGAACAGUACAACUGUUCCCCAGUUUGCGACACGGUGGGCGGGGAACUUCAUGCUGAACUUGGCAUGUGCCGCUGUGAGCAGUAUGUCUCUGCAGAGGAGGUCUGUGACCGGCUGUGCUUGCUCAGAUCCCCAGAAGCUUUCCUGAAAUUUGGUGUCAACAGGGAACUAUUCUUGAGCAUUGAAGGAGCUGAGGAGAGAGAGAUACCAAAUGCCCUGGGACCAGAUGGACAUGUGCAGAAAAGCCCAACAGUCCAUUUGUCUCUCUUUGGCGCUAGUGGUGUCUUUGGCUUCCUGCUCUCAAGCCUGGAAAUGCUGGAAUCUUUUCUGAAAGGAGAUGUUGGGCCACUUCCCCCAAGACAAAGACAUCGGCGGGAUGAAGAAGCUGCAUCAGCCCAGCCCAUGAACCCCUUACCCACGAUCCCAAAUCCCAUUGUGUGUCUGACAGCAGGAGAUGCUAUUCUUUUCCAGCUCAGCAUCAAUCCAUCCAACCGCAGAGCCAGUCAUUACCCCAUCUAUCAGAAGGAACAUCUCUACAACAGCAACCCCAACUGGGAUUUUGGUGCCUUCAGAUGGUUGGACCACCUCAUUCAAGAGACUCACCUCAACAUCUCCAGGUACCCCUGA
Molecule: messenger RNA, 3903 nt
Organism: Sphaerodactylus townsendi
Lineage: Eukaryota; Metazoa; Chordata; Lepidosauria; Squamata; Sphaerodactylidae
Exons: 27
Coding region: 1-3903 (1300 amino acids)
Source: RefSeq, a predicted model, not a curated record